Molecule: messenger RNA, 1438 nt
Organism: Medicago truncatula (barrel medic)
Lineage: Eukaryota; Viridiplantae; Streptophyta; Magnoliopsida; Fabales; Fabaceae
Exons: 2
Coding region: 1-651 (216 amino acids)
Source: RefSeq, a predicted model, not a curated record
AUGUCUAGAGAGAAAGGUAGAGAGCGACAGAGAGAGAGAGGCGGCUACCCUAGGAAAUAUAACAAUCUCAACUCAAGUGAUUAUGAAAAAAUUGAUCUAACACCAUGGGAUCUCCAAUUCCUUCCACUUGAAACCAUCCAAAGAGGCCAUCUUUUCCACCAACCCAUUCCAAACCAAAACCAAAUCAACCAUUUGAAACAAACACUUUCUACAACACUCUCUUAUUUCCCACCCUUAAGCCGUCUUAUAAUCACCCAACACAACGUGACCACAAACAACAACAACACAUCAUGUUCCAUAAUUUGCAACAACCUUGGUGCCCUAUUCGUCCAUGCCACAACACAAAAUACAACGGUCGAUGACAUCUUUCAAUCCAACUACACACCUCUAAUUGUCCACUCGUUUUUUCCAUUUAACGGCGUUAAAAACUACGAAGCUACGUCAAAACCAACUCUAGCAGUCCAAGUAACGGAGUUAAGUAAUGGCGUCUUCAUUGAAUUCACAUGCAACCACAUUGUUGCAGACGCCAAGUCAUUUUGGCAUUUCGUCAAUUCUUGGUCCCAAAUCUUGAAAGGUUCCCACAAAAUAUCAAAACUCCCUUCAUUUCAACGUUGGUUCCCAGAAGAAAGCUUAGAAUCCAAGUUUAGCUGAAAGAAUCUUCCAUUUCACAAAGGAGAAAAUCGAGGAACUGAAAUCAAAAGCAAACGCAAAAGCCGAAACAGAUAAAACUAAAAUAUCUUCGCUUCAAGCACUAUUAUCUCAUGUUUGGCGUUCCGUUGUUCGUUGCAAAAAACUUGAUCCACGAGAAGAUGUUUUCUAUGUGUUGAUUAUAGAUGUUAGACCAAGGAUGAUUCCACCUUUGGAAGAAGAUUAUUUCGGAAACGCAGUAGUGGUUAAUGGUGUGUGUGAGGAUGAAAGUCGGGGAGGUUCUAGAGUGUGAAAUCGGAAAAGUUGCUUUGGAGAUAAACAAGAUGAUUUUGUUACAUUCUGAUGAGAAAAUAAGGAACCAUUACGAGUCUUGGUUGAGAACACGCAGGUUGUUCCAAAGUGGUAGUUCGCUAGGUGGUAAUAAGUUGGCAAUCAGCAGUUCUCCGAGGUUUGAUGUUUUUGGCAAUGAUUUUGGCUGGGGAAAGCCAGUGGCGGUUCGAAGUGGGAGUGGUAAUAAGAAUAAUGGAAAAAUUAGUGUUUUUGCUGGUGCUGAAGAAGGUAGUAUAGAUGUUGAAAUUUGUCUUUCUUAUGAGAUUUUGGAGGCUUUGGCAAAUGAUGUUGAGUUCUUGGUUCCAAUUUCUAAGUAAUGUGACUUGUAAUUUUGUUAUUAGUGUCUUCUUCAAUUCUUGUGUAAAGAUUGUUCAAUGUAACUGCAUUUUGUUUAAUAAGUUGCUUUUUACAUUUAUCUGGUAUGAACUUGUUUAGGAUAUGCUCAACCGUGACUAAGUUA